Molecule: messenger RNA, 1220 nt
Organism: Zalophus californianus (California sea lion)
Lineage: Eukaryota; Metazoa; Chordata; Mammalia; Carnivora; Otariidae
Product: phosphatidylinositol N-acetylglucosaminyltransferase subunit Y-like
Exons: 1
Coding region: 460-675 (71 amino acids)
Source: RefSeq, a predicted model, not a curated record
UUGCGGCCUGCUGGACCAUGCUGAGCGGAGCGUGCGGCUGGCUCGCCUCAGCGCUGCGGGGUCCACGCGUGCCGCCGUUCGCAGUCGCCCGGAGGUGCCUUCACGCGUCGGGGUCACAGCGGUCCGCGGACAAGAGCGAGAGGCCCGGAGAACCCGCCCCGCGCCUUCGACCCGGCGCUGCUCGAGUUCCUGGUGUGCCCCCUCUCCAAGAAGCCGCUCAGAUAUGAAGCAUCGACAAAAGAAUUGAUUAAUGAAGAGUUGGGAAUAGCCUAUCCAAUGACGGAUGGGAUCCCUAAUAUGAUACCGCAGGCACCUAGGAUGACACAUCAAAAUAAGAAGCAAGAAGAAAUGGAGCGGCACUAGAUCAUAAUUAAAAACAGCAACACACACAACUAAACUUUCUUAAUACCACUUACCUUUUUAAAAGUCAGAGUGGCAGGUACUAAGUGGGGGAGAAGAAUGUUUCUGUCUCUUCCAACGUUGACUGUCCUUAUUCCGUUGGUCUCUUUAGCAGGACUGUCCUACUCAGCCUCCGUGGAAGAAAACUUCCCACAGGGCUGCACUAACACAGCCAGCCUGCGCUUUUAUAGUCUGCUCCUGCCCAUUACCAUACCAGUUUAUGUGUUCUUCCACCUUUGGACUUGGAUGGGUAUUAAACUCUUCAGGCAUAAUUAAUACAACCAGAGCCAAGAGGACAUAUAUGUCAUGUCUAUCUCUGAAAGCUCAACUACAUGGAAAUACUGGAAACCCACUUAAAUUGCAGGAAAGGUGCUUUGCCUUGCUUCUCUCAGAGGUUUAGGACUAUGGGAGGCCUAAGCUGCAGAAGUUUCUUUGGUAUUUUUUGUUCUGCCCUUGUUUUUUGAAAAUUCUGAUUAAUAACUCCUGUAUCAGAAGAAACACUUAAGCAGUUUCUUGUUGGAUAGUAACAGUCCCAACCAUCACCUGAUGACUUUCUUACCCUAUUCAUCUAAAAAUUAGUAAUUAAAAUUUUUAUAUGUUUAUUUUAAAGUAUUUGGCAGAGUUACAUGUUAAGGAUGACUAAAAUAAUUCAUUCCAAAGGAGUUGUUAUGUUGGAGUAGUUGUAGAGAAAAGUAUUUGAGCUAGUGUGCUAUAAAACUAUAAUAAAAGGGAAACUUCAUGUACUUGCAAACAUGCUGAGUUUGUAAAAUUAUCUUCGUUUGUCAUCAAAUGCUUACAUUAGUAAUAAAACAAGAUGACAC